Messenger RNA from Poecilia reticulata (guppy), 1334 nucleotides. RefSeq names its product excitatory amino acid transporter 3-like. Lineage: Eukaryota; Metazoa; Chordata; Actinopteri; Cyprinodontiformes; Poeciliidae. Gene Ontology annotation, biological process: L-glutamate transmembrane transport. The record is from RefSeq and is a predicted model, not a curated record. Gene Ontology annotation, cellular component: plasma membrane. Gene Ontology annotation, molecular function: L-glutamate transmembrane transporter activity; glutamate:sodium symporter activity; L-cysteine transmembrane transporter activity.
AGGGCAUUUUUUAAAAAUUGGGACAAAUGUCUUGAACAGCUGGGAGUAACUGGUCCAUCUGACUGGACCACAAAAACACAAGAACAAUGACAGAAAGCCUACUUCAGGCCUUUUGCAUCUUGGGAGUCGCCUUGGGGGUAGGCGCUGGGUUUCUGCUGAGGGCUCUAGUUCCUCUAACUCAACUUUUGAAAGACUGGAUCGAAGUACCAGGGAGCAUGCUUCUACAGAUGCUUAAGAUGUUUGGCCUCCCCCUCAUCGUGACAAGCGUGCUUGCAGGAGUAACUGGAUUAAACACCAGAAUGUCCAGGAAAACUGCUAUCAUCACAGGGACCUUCAUCUGUGGCUCUACCUUCAUGGUCGUAAUUCUCGGAAUGUUUCUGGCUCUCACAAUCAAGCCUGGUGUGACAGUAAAUAAAAAGGAUGACAGGGACACUGACAAUAAGGACGCGUCAACCUUCGUCUUGCACGUGAUCAUGCAGGAUCUUAUUAGGAAUACGGUUCCAGAGAACUUCUUCCAGGCUUUUUACGAGCAGUACAAGACUGAGGUUAUAACAGACCCUGGCCUCUCCCUUGAUCCAAACCUGAAUGGCACUGAGACGAAACUAGUAGGCAAGUAUGUUGAUGCACCCAACAUGAUAGGACUGGUCAUCUGGUCAUUUGUCAUCGGCAUCAUGUUAAACAUCAUUGGACAGCAGGCAAGAAUCGCAGUGGAGGCCAUUCAAUGCCUCAACGAUGCCGUAAAAGUCAUAGUCAACUGGAUCCUGUGGUACUUGCCAAUUGGAGUUUUGUUUCUGAUCAUAGACCAUGUGUUGGAUGUGCGUGACUGGGAUGCUGUCCUUAAGCUUGCAAAGUUUGUAGGAGUGGUUUUUGCAGGGGAAGCAGUCCAAGCCUUCGUUAUUUUCCCCUUGCUUUACCUCAUUCUCACCAGACGGAACCCUUUUCAUGUCUUCAAGCACAUCUCUAGGGCUUUGACGACAGCAUUUAUCAUUGCAUCCAGUGCCGCCACUCUGCCUSUCACCUUGCAAUGCUGUGAAGAGAACGUGAAGGUCGAUAAGAAACUCUGCCGCCUUAUGUUGCCCAUCAUCACCAGCAUCAAUAGAACUGGAACGGCAUUCUAUGAAGUGGUCGCUACUGUCUUUAUUGCCCAACUUAAUGAUGUCAAGCUGGAAAUCGGCCAGAUCAUCGCCAUUGGCUUGUCUAGUGCCAUUGUCACCUUUGGAACUGCAGCGAUCCCACAAACAGGAGCUGUGACCACUAUCCUGAUUCUGACAGCUGUGGGACUGCCUGCAGAGGAUGCUGCCAUUCUGGUUGGGGUGGAGUGGAUUCUAGACCAU